AAAAAAAAAAAAAAAAAGAAAAAACAAACAAAAUGAAAGGCAUUAUUAAUGCAAUUUAAUUGCCGCAGCCGUGCUAGCGAUCAAGCUUAUUCACGCAAUAAGCGACAGUUACAGUUCUCAUAGAAACCUUUACGAUACGGUCCUGAGCAUUUAUAUACAUCAACCGAAAUAUGAAAUUUUAUCGUUAGAAAGUUUGUUGUCGAAGAAGGUAACGUUUGUGUUACACUAUACAUAAAUAUUAACAAGACAAGAGAUAGUUAUAAAGUUACGCAUUAUAAUUAAGAAUUGUACAAUCAAGUACAAGAGUGAGUAAAAUAAUCAACAUAAACACGAAAUAUCAAAUAAUUUAUUAUAAGUUUUAUCUUCAUUAGAAGGCAUAAAAAGCAAUUUAAAUCAUUAGCAUAGAAAUAAAUAAAUUGUGGAUGAAUUAGGAGGUAUAUAGAAAAAAUGCAGAAAGCACACAGAGUAAGAAGAGAAAUAGCUCGUUUAAUGGUGAAGCCACCAGAAGGGGUGUCUUGUUAUAUAAAAGAAGAUUCAACAGAAUAUAUAUUAGUUACUAUCAUUGGUCCUGCUGGAUGUGCAUAUGAAGCUGGUGUUUUUGAAUUAGAUGUCGAAUUACCAGAACGAUAUCCCUUUGAACCACCACAUGUGAAAUUUCGCACACCCAUUUAUCAUCCAAAUAUUGAUAAUAAUGGACGUAUAUGCUUAGAUCUAUUAAGAAUGCCACCUAAAGGUGGUUGGAAACCAACUAUAAGUUUAGAAAAUCUUUUAACUGCUAUUCGAUCGUUACUUGUACAUCCAAAUAUUAAUGAUCCACUUAUGACAGAAAUUGCAGACGAAUAUCGUUAUAAUAGAUUUGAAUUUGAGUAUAAAGCUCGUAACUUUCAAGGUGAAUCCAAAAGGAAAAGAGAUAUAAAUUCAAUAAAUGUCUGCUAAUCCAUUAAUGGAAUUAAUAAAGUAUUAUGGAUUUAUUUUUAUAUUUUUA
Molecule: messenger RNA, 985 nt
Organism: Vespa crabro (European hornet)
Lineage: Eukaryota; Metazoa; Arthropoda; Insecta; Hymenoptera; Vespidae
Product: ubiquitin-conjugating enzyme E2 T-like
Exons: 2
Coding region: 448-936 (162 amino acids)
Source: RefSeq, a predicted model, not a curated record